ACAAUUUGUAAUUAUAUAUGUGUUUUCCGAUGGUCUUAGGCGACCCCUGUGAAAGGGUUGUUCGACCCCCAAAGGGGUCUCGACCCACAAGUUGAGAACCGCUGGGUUAUGGCUUGAAGUGAAUUAAUAGUAAUUCUUUUAGGAGUUUAAGGAGUAGUAGUUGAGUUUAAGAUAGGGAGUGGUAGUAGUUGAGAUUUUUGAUUUUAGGGAUAUUUUACUAUUUGCCUUAAUUAUAUUUUGUUCCAUGUUUGGAAGUGUGAGCUGUGUAUGUAGAACUUAGCAUUGUAUCCAAAUGAUAGCCAUUGUUUGGAUUUUGCUUUAAAAAUUAGUGUUUGAAUUUGAAAUGUUAGUGUUUUAUUAAUUUAUUUUGUCAUUUUGAAUGGUUUUUUAAAAAUUUGAUUUGGUCUUAUGUUUUGAAAGGGAGGAGAAUUGCAAGAGAGUCAGACAUAAGUUAGGUGUUGGGUCUUUUCAUGGUUGGAAGAGACUGAAAGUUUUUGGGAAUUUUCUGGUGUUUUUAAAUUGUCAUUUUACUUGUGGAGCAGUUUUUUUUUUUUUAAGUGAAUGUAAAAUUUAUAUACAGUGAAAUGCACAGACUUUAAUGAUAGAAUUCAUUUAGUCUUAAUAAAUUUAUACACCCAUGUAACCUACACUCCAAUUAAAAUAUAUAACAUUUUCAUCAUGCCUUUCCUUGUACCAUCUCAAGUUUAGUUUAUGAAAGUCUUUUGUUUUUAAGUAACUUGCAGAUGUCUAUUCUGAACGUGUACCUCCUUUUUGCUAAAGGAUGAUUCAUUUCCUCUUGGAAUAAAAAAGGUCAUCUUGUAAUGUCCAUAGUUGUGGUUCCUUCACUUUUUAAGUAGGUCAUUCUGAAGUGACUAUCCUAAUCUGGCGUUGUUUAAGAUCAGUUACAGGGUCCUGGGAUUAAUUAUAUUUCAUUUUCUUUCCACAGUUAAGUUGCUUUUACAGAAUUAACAGGUCUCCAAGAAAUAAUAAAAAGGUCAUUAUUGCUGUGAUUUGAGCUCAGCAUGGCUGUAGUCAUCCGUUUACUGGGGCUUCCUUUUAUUGCUGGGCCUGUGGAUGUUCGUCACUUUUUCACGGGAUUGACUAUUCCUGAUGGAGGAGUGCAUAUAAUUGGAGGGGAAAAGGGGGAGGCUUUUAUUAUUUUUGCAACAGAUGAAGAUGCAAGACGUGCCGUAAGUCGUUCUGGAGGGUUUAUCAAGGAUUCAUCUGUAGAGCUCUUUCUUAGCAGUAAGGCAGAAAUGCAGAAGAUUCUAGAAAUGAAAAGAACUGAUCACACAGGAAGAGAGCGGCCAGGAUCUGGGGCAUCAAGGGUUGGCUGCUUAAGUAAUUUUGUUGAAGAUGUUAAAGAAGAAGCAAGUAAUUCUGGAUAUGGCUCUCCGAUGAAUCAAGAUGCUGGGUUUCAUGCUAAUGGUACAGGACAUGGUGAUUUAAGGCCAAGAAAGACACGGCCAUUGAAGGCUGUGAAUCCUUACUUGUUUCUACGAGGUUUGCCUUACGUAGUAAAUGAAGAUGAUGUACGUGUCUUUUUUUCUGGUUUGUGUGUGGAUGGAGUAAUUUUCUUAAAACAUGAUGAUGGCCGAAAUAAUGGUCAUGCCAUGGUAAAAUUUGCUUCAUGUAUUGAUGCUUCAGGAGGUCUUAAAUGUCAUAGAAGUUAUAUGGGUUCCAGAUUUAUAGAAGUAAUGCAAGGCUCAGAACAACAGUGGAUUGAUUUUGGUGGUAGUUCAGUUAAGGAGGGUGACAUUCCUGUGAGAACUGAAGAACAUUCUCCACCAAGAGAAAUCACUGAUAGACAUUUUCGAAAACGAUCUCAUUCAAAAUCUCCCAGAAGAACACGUUCUCGUUCCCCUCUCGGGUUUUACGUUCACUUAAAAAACCUGUCCCUAAGUAUUAACAAAAGAGAUUUAAGGAAUUUCUUUAGAGAUACUGAUCUGACUAAUGAACAGAUUAGGUUUUUAUAUAAAGAUGAAAGAAGAACAAGAUAUGCCUUUGUGAUGUUCAAGACUCUGAAAGACUAUAACAGUGCUCUGGGUUUACAUAAGACUGUUUUACAAUAUCGUCCAGUUCUUGUUGAUCCAAUUUCUAGAAAACAAAUGUUGAAGUUCAUUGAAUGUUAUGAAAAGAAAAGACCAGCAUCAAUAGAGAAAGAGAAGCUUGGACGUGUUUCACAAAAAUACUCUCAAGAAGGCUACUCUGGCCAGAAACUGUGCAUAUAUAUAAGAAAUUUUCCAUUUGAUGUUACAAAAGCUGAAGUGCAGAAGUUCUUUGCAGACUUCUCUCUUGCUGAGGAUGACAUUUACUUGCUUUAUGAUGACAAAGGAGUUGGUCUGGGAGAAGCAUUGGUGAAAUUCAAAUCAGAAGAACAGGCCAUGAAAGCCGAACGUCUAAAUCGUCGAAGAUUCUUGGGGACGGAGGUAUUGUUAAGACUCAUAUCUGAAGCACAAAUGCAGGAGUUUGGUGUAAAUUUUUCCAGUAAGAGAAGGCAAGACCAUUCACAGUCACGUGAUAGAGAAGACCCUGCCCAUUCAUUUGACUCAAAUGACCCACCAGGAUACACAAGGGGCCAUUCUGUAAACUUUAGGCAUCAGCAGGAAGACGUGAGGCAGCCGGACAAUUUCAAGCAUGCCCAGGGGGAUUUCCAGCGCCCUGAGCGGUGCCCUCCAGAAGACCUCAGGCGCUCCCCAGAGGACCUCAGGCACCGGCGAGAGGGACAUUUCCGGAGGCCUCCCGAGGAGGACUUGAGACGCCGCUGGGAGGAUUUCAGGUACCAUCGGGAAGAGGGCUUACGUCACCCCAGGGAGGAGGACUGGAGGCGGCCACCAGAGGACGAUUUCAGUCCUCCCAGGAGGGACUUGAGACGAUCCCCCGAGGACUGGAGGUGGCCCUCGGAGGAAGACCGGAGGCGACCUCCCCAGGGCGAGUUCAGGCGGCCACUGGAGAAGGAUUGGAGGGGCCCCCCGGAGGAGGAUUGGAGACGACCCCCCGAGGCUGACUUCAGGCGGCUUCCCCAGGGGGAGUGGAGGCGCCGACCCAGGGAGGACCUCAGGCGGCCCCCGGAGGAGGAUUUCAGGCGGCUCAGGGAGGAAGACUUCAGGCGGACUCCCGAGGAGGAUUUCCGGUGUUCUCCUGAGGAGGACUUGCGGCGGCUGCCGCCCCUGGAACACCGGCGGCCCCAGGAGCACUUCCGGAGGCCGCCCCAGGAGCACUUCCGACGGCAGGAGCCUUUCCGGAGGCCGCCCCCGGAUCACUUCAGGCACCCCAUGGAGGAGGAUUUCAGGCGCCCGCGGGAUGAAGACUUCCGGCGCCCCCGGGAUGAAGACUUCCGGCGCCCCCGGGAUGAAGACUUCCGGCGCCUUCCGGAUGAAGACCUUAGGCACUCCCGUGAGGAGCACUUCCGGAGCCCCCAGGAGGAAGAUUUCAGACGCCCUGCUGAUGAGGACUUCAGGCGGCUCCCGGAGGAAGAGCGCGGGGAGGCUCCGGAGGAGGACUUGAGACUUCUGGACCAUUUCAGGCCGCCGGGGGAUGAGUUCCGGAGCCCACCCGAUGAUUUUAGAAGUCAUCGCCCUUUUGUGAAUUUUGGUCGCCCAGAAGGUGGCAAAUUUGAUUUUGGAAAGCGUAACGUGGGAAGUUUUCCUGAGGGGAGAUUUAUGCCUGAUCCAAAGUUAAAUUGUAGUUCAGGUAGAAUAACACCUAUUAAGAUAAUGAAUCUUCCAUUUAAAGCUAAUGUUAAUGAAAUUCUAGACUUUUUCCAUGGUUACAGAAUUAUACCUGAUUCAGUUAGGAUACAGUAUACUGAGCAAGGAUUACCUACAGGGGAAGCCAUUGUUGCUAUGAUAAACUAUAAUGAAGCCAUGGCUGCUAUUAAAGAUUUAAAUGAUAGGCCAGUUGGCCCGCGCAAGGUUCGGUUAAUUUUGCUCUAGCGAGCACUUUCGAAGUCGGAGUUACCUCUUCCCAGUAUUGAUGCAGUAAAAUGCUUUCAUGUUUUUUAAAAGUGUUUAUUUUAAUUAUCUAAUGAAACCUUUUAAAAUUGACCUGUGACUAGAACAAAUGUAAGUAGUAGAAUGUAAGUCUGGUUUUCUUUUGCUUGCAAAUUGUCGUUUUUUUUCUAAUUAAAAUUAUAUGGUUUUCUUUUGUUUUUUUGGUUGUUGAUUGGCAGUAGGGAAGAGGACUAAUUCCUUGAAUGCAUUAGUUUUUUUGUUGCUAUCCUGGGUAAACCUCAAGACCUGUAUGAAGUAGAGCUGUAUUUGAAUAAGAUACAUUUUAUAUUCACUUUUGUUUGCAUUCUGUAGUCUGCAUCUUUUACUAAAAAUGUAUAAGGAAAUGGUCAGUAACUGGUUGUUCAGGUUUAACAUUUUCAUGGGGACUGCCUGCAGAAUUAAUGCCCUCUUUCUUGUCUGAGAUAUUACUGUUAAGCUUCCCAUUAUCAAUACUUCAAAAUGAACAUACUGUGAACUUGAAAUUUACUUAUGUAAAAAAGUUAGGAGAUUCUUAGUUUCUAUGUUCAUAACUUGAAAAGUUUUAUAAAAAUAAAAAAAAUUAAAACUGGAGAGACCAACUAAUUAACUUGUAUUUGUAUAAAAGGUGAAAAGAAUUACAGCUUCUUUUGUGAAGUUUUUCAGCAGCUACAUUAAAUAUUUAUGUUAGUUCAGAGUGUUAUGUAUAGUUCUAUGAUUUCUUCAACAUCUCAUCAAACAAACUGAUAAUUUAACUCAAAAUACUUAAAAGACAAAAAGUAAUUGUAGAUUCAAGGAGACUUUCAGGCUUCUGCUGGGAACAACGGAUAAAUGGAUAUAGUUUGUGUUUCUAGGAAGAAUUUUCUGAUGAUCCAUAUAACUUCUAUUUACUCUUAGGUUCUCAUUUUUUAAAAUUCAAAACUUUGUAUCAAAAGACUUACUAAAUAUAAUGAGACUUAUGAGAUUGAAUUUUGACUUUGAUAUUCAAUAUUUAGUGUAGACAUUUUUGCAAAUACUGGAUUUGAUUUUUCUAUACCCAUAAUAAUAAUGGCUAAAAAAUACUGGGCACUUACUGUGUGCUAGGAAAUAUAAGUGCUUUACAUGCACGAUCUCGGUAUGAUAAGAAUCAUGAGUAUUAUUUACCCCUGCUUCACAAAUGAGAUAAUGAAGUUUGGAGAGGUUAAAUAAUACUUUAAAUCAUAGCUAGUAAAUCAUGGAGCCAGUUAGAACAGACUCACUGCUGACUUCAGUUCAUGUUCUUAACACUUUUGCCUGCUAACUUUGUUAAAUGGUACUUUAAAUUUUAGUAAGACGAUGCUAAAAAUAUUUUCAAGCAUGAGCCCUAUUUUCUUACUUCCAUUGUUUUAAAAAUAGCGUUAAAAAUAAAAAUUAGUAUUCUCAAACAUUGUUAAUAAACAAAGUAACUUUAAAAGUUUUUAUAUAUCGAGGGUUUCUCUUGUAUACUAACAUUACAUAUUGGCUUAUUUAAAUUGUUCAUUUUACCAAACUAAAUUUGAUUGUGGGCUUUUAUAGUUACAUAAAAGGAAGUUAAUUUUUUUAAUUCUGUGAUCCAGAGAUUAUCCACAUUGAGCAAAUAAGUAUAAAAUUUGAGUUUAUAUACUGUAGUUAUUUAGUAAUAGGGUAUUGCAGAAGUAGAAUAUAUUUCGUCAGUUAGUACUCUAAGUAUUUUGGAUUCAUCUUCAGUGAUUUAAAGUCAAAGGAAGCCAACUUUGUGUUUUGUUUUUUUAAUAGUGAAUAUCCUGCUUGCUGCUAGAAUGAGUAAACUGGUAAAUUUGUUUUAAAAAAAAAAGCACAUCAGUAUGACUCCUUAAAUUAGUAAGCUUUUAAGUAGCUAGGAAAAUGAUAAACUAAUACCCAAACCAAGCACAAUGAACAAAAUAGAUAUUUUUAAGUGCUAAAAGAUUAUAUAGAUGGUUCAUUUGACCAGCAUUCCUAAGGAAUGUAUGGGAGACAAAAACAUACUAAAUACAUACCAAAAGCUAAAAUGAAGCUUAAAAAGUGAAAUAUCACAAUGUGGAACUGCUGAAAGUAGGCUGGGGUGGUGUGAUAGUGGUAGCUGAGGCCAACAAUAGUAAACAUAAGCUUUAAAAAAAAAUCCUUACCGGAGGGUAUGUUUAUUAAUUUUAGUGGGGGGAGAGAGGGAGAAACAUCAGUGUGAGAGAGAUCAGUUGCCUCCCAUAAGUGUGCCUACCCGGGAUCAAACCCAUAACCAUUUUGGUGUUCAGGAUGCUCCAAACAACGGAGUCACCUGGCGAGAUGUAAACAUAAGCUUUGUAUUUAGAUUACAAAUGUAAGAUUAAUGAAUUGAUAUGAAUAAUUUUAUUCCAUAAUCUAUCAGUUUAAUAUAUUUAAAAAAUUUUUUAAAAAGUUUAUUAUACAAAGCUGUCUUCUAUUGGUUGGGAGCCAUUUUUUCCCAUCUUUCCCAGCUCUGCCUCCAGUGAUAUGUUAAUGAUUGAAAUUAGCCAUGGAGUUUUACAACAUGGAAAUUGGCAAAUGAAACAAAUCGGGGUGCUUUCUAUUCUAGAGAGCCAGCUUACCAGCAAACCACCAAAUUUCAAACACAUAAAAGAAUAAUAUGCUAAAUCCUCAUAUCCCCAUCAUCCAGCUUCAGUAAUUAUCAUCUCAUAGCCAGUUUUGUUUACUUUCUCUUAAUGUGAAAAAUACCAGUUACAUAUAGGAAGUAACCAAUCCCAUAACCAGUAGUUGGGUAAUCUUUUUAGGAGUCGACUUUUAUCAAUUACUGAGAACAUGGUCAAGAGCAGUGGUUCUUAGUCUGUAUAUCAUCUAUUAAGGAGUGACUCUGUCACCUCCAUGUUUGUAUUAAAUGUUAGCUAUCAUUUAUUGAGCUGCAUUAGGUAAUAUAUAUGUAUGAUCUGUAGUUAUAUAUGUGUUAACUAUAUCAUUUAAUCCCAGUAACCUAAGAACCUAAAACCUGUUUUGGAGAUAAGAAGUAGGCUAUGUAACUUGUUGAGGUGGUUGUUUCCUUUUUUACAAGAAGGCUAAAAGAGGUUUUAACAUUUUUAAAGAUUGUUACAUUUUAAAUGGUUGAUUUUUGUCUCUUGGCCCAUGAAUAUAAAAAAUUUACCAUCUAGCCUUUAAAGAAAAAGUUUGCCAAUCUCUAUUUGGUCUAAAAGAAACUUAAUUUUACAUUGAUGAAAGGUAUUAUCAUCUAUAGUAUCCUUUUGUCCUCAGAAUAUUUCUUUGAGGUAAGCAAAGCAUACAUUUUAUAUCAGAAUCAUUUGCUAAUUGCUUUAUAUAUCAGACACUGUUUUGACUUUACAGAAAGGGCAACUGAUGCUCAAGAGAAAGUGACUUGCUAUUGUAAGCAGCAAGAUAAAUACUACAACACUGUUUUUUUCCUCAAGUGCAACACCAAGAUUAAAUACUGGGACAUAAAAAUGCAAUAAUAUCCUCAAUUUCUUAAUAUCAAUUUAGGAUUUUAAAAUGUGUUGAAUAUUUUACAGUUCUUAAGUAACUUUACCACAUAGGACUAUUCUCAGGAAGCAGUGCUUUGUUAAGAACAGAACCAUGAAUAACAGUCAAAAAAGCUUUCUAGAAAGUCUUUAUUUUUCUGUAGUUUUCCCAAAUGACUAUAAAUUUCAUAGUUUUUAUAUGUUGGACUGGGACCCAUGAAAUAAAGUACAAUGUCCUAUCCAAAGAAACAAAAGCAGCAGCAUUACUGAAAGGCUCUGAUUAAACUGUUUUAAUUUUUCAGGAAUAAGUGAAAUAUUAAAACAAUUUUAUUAGAUGGUAAUUUGGUAGCAUUUUUCAUAGAAUGUUUAAUGACUUAUGGUUUUCCAUGCUUUCAUAGGCAACAUUUCACCAAAUUACAGGUUCCUGGAAGUUGUAGUACCACAACUUUAGUAUGAUAGUUUUGCUGUAAAACCAGAAUCAGGCUGAAUGUGGCUUACUUUAUAAAAAAGCUGAAAUAUAUACUGUGUGUAUAGUUGUAAAACACUGAUACCCUAGACUUCCAUUACUUUUAAUCAAGAGUGACUAUACUCUUGUUGAAAAGUAAAUUUAUGUAUUAAAUGAAGGAAUUUCAGGUUUUAGUAAAAGUGAAAAAAAGAAGAUGUCUUUUUGAUUAAGGCUUAAUGGAAUGGAAUUUGUGUCUUAACCUAAGAGAAGCCAGUGGAAUUGUUAAAUAUUUUUCUUUUUUGUCACCUAUUUACUAUUGCAACCUCAACUAGGUAAUAUAUAGUGCAUUAAUAUGAAAUACUUUUAAAAUACAUAGUCUUAAAAAAAAAAA
This is a messenger RNA of Myotis myotis, 8238 nucleotides long. It is a transcript of the gene RBM12B, whose product is annotated as RNA binding motif protein 12B. The record is from RefSeq and is a predicted model, not a curated record. The transcript has 2 exons. Gene Ontology annotation, biological process: regulation of RNA splicing. Lineage: Eukaryota; Metazoa; Chordata; Mammalia; Chiroptera; Vespertilionidae. The coding region runs from base 1023 to 3935 and encodes 970 amino acids. Gene Ontology annotation, molecular function: RNA binding. Gene Ontology annotation, cellular component: nucleoplasm; ribonucleoprotein complex.